Penicillium brasilianum is the source of this 1038-nucleotide messenger RNA. The record is from the annotation of a GenBank genome assembly. Lineage: Eukaryota; Fungi; Ascomycota; Eurotiomycetes; Eurotiales; Aspergillaceae.
AUGUGGGCUGGGCUCGCGAAGAGUUUUGGAAGCCUGUUGGCUGCCCGUGUCUUCAUGGGAAUAGCAGUGGCACCCGCAGACACAAUUGCCCCAAAUGUGAUCGGCGAAAUAUUCUUCACUCACCAGCGUGGUCGAGCCAUGGGAUGCUACACGGUUUGCAUCUGCUUAGGACCGAUCAUUGGAGGUAUGUCCGGUGGAUACAUUGCUGGUGCAAAGGGACUCGCAUGGAUUCAUUGGGUAAAUGUGAUCUUGGCUGCCAUCCUACUGCUUGCCUGUGCUACGCUUGUCCCCGAGACAUUCUUCAACAGAUAUGCCGCCUUACCAUCCAGUCGGAAUCAACACUUGAUGAAACGUGAAGGAGAGCCGGACGCCGAGACAGUCGAUAAUGUUGCCUCGACCUCUCUCACCGCUAAUCUGAAUCAGCAAACUAUUUAUGAUUCUAUGCUAAAAUUGCGUAAGUACGAAGGAAACUUCUUUGAGAAAUUUCUGGCGCCGUGGAAAACACUUCGUCUGCCUGGUGUUUGGCUGGUCAUGUUUUGGUACGCCGGUCUCGUUGGUGGCGUUGUCACCAUCACCACUGUUGGGCCGUCUCUAAUUGCCGCGCCACCUUAUCUCUGGGGGAAAAAUUCAGGCCUCAUCAUGACCGGUGGAAUUAUUGGUGCCGUUCUUGGGCUUAUUGCAACAAAUUUGAGUGCCGAUCGUGUGAUUGUCACUAGAAGCAAAUUGCAGGGCAAUUUAUUCGUCGAACCGGAAGAGCGCUUGCCCAUAGCAAUCCCAGGCUUGAUUCUCGCAACUACAGGCCUUUGGACAUUCGGCUUCUGUGCACAGAACCUUGGACCGGCGCAUAUGUGGAUAGGGAUGCAAUUUGGGCUUGGAAUGCUUUGUUUUGGUUUAAUGCAGGCGCCUUCAAUUGGAUUCAGUUAUGUGAGUGUUAUCAACCCAUACCUGACAAUUAUAAGUCAAAUUUCUAAGUUUCUCUACUCUGGCAGCUUAUUGAUUCUUACGGUCCCCUUGCAGCUGAUUGCUUUGUGGCAGUGA